Messenger RNA from Babjeviella inositovora NRRL Y-12698, 3697 nucleotides. RefSeq lists its product as uncharacterized. The transcript has a single exon. The record is from RefSeq and is a predicted model, not a curated record. The coding region runs from base 321 to 3398 and encodes 1025 amino acids. Lineage: Eukaryota; Fungi; Ascomycota; Pichiomycetes; Serinales.
CUGCUUUACGUGGGGUGAUCCCCCACAGCCUCUGAGCUCCGAAUCCAGUAUAUCGGAAAUGCUUUGCCCUGCACGGUUCUUUUUUUUGCCAACAGGUAAACAAGCUAAUGGUCACAUGACCACACCGAAAAAGUAUCAUGCACGUGACUUGGAAUCCUGGUAUCCUGCUUACAUGUAUGCUCUGUUAGCGUUUAAGGCCCGAAGACAUUUACUUCAUCAUCUCCGUGUCUUUGUUUCAGUAUCACCUAUGCUAUCAAUUUCCGUAAUUUAUCAAAUCCCCGCAUCCUAACUAACGUCCUUCCUCGAUUGACCAUUCUGCCAUGUCCUCGCCAAACCAUCCGGCUGCAGACGAAGCACUCUCUGACGAUGACGACGAAUGUAUCAAAGUGCUCACGAUGGCUCACCAGUCGGUCAAACACUCACAGCGACUGGCGCCUAGCCACCGCUCUGACUUCUCUUUUGACACCGCACGGCGCACGGUACACCGCCAGGGCUCGCUCAUUCUCCCCGAAACAGGCGAAAGGGUCCACAUCCAGUCGUACAUUCGGGAGCACCCAUCAUUCGACGAUGAAACCACGCUGCUAAUAAGCAAUCACACCACUUACGGCACCCAGCCGCCUGUAUCUACUAACCGAAACCUCUUUCCGGGUACCACCGUUUUCCUUCGCCGGAUCGCCGCUCUUGUCGUCUCUGAAAAGUUUAGAGCGGUCAUGAAAUGUGCCUUGACAUACCUUCUAGCCUCGCUUGCGGUCUACUACCAGCCCCUCUCCGACUUUAUCGGCCACACAGACUCGAAACACGUGGUGGCAACCGUCGCGGUCUACUUCCAUCCGUACCGCACCCGCGGCUCGAUGUACCAGUCGCUCAUCUUCGUCUCUGUCUCCAUUGCGUUCAGCUUUGCCGUGUCGUUCUCCUGCGGUUUGCUCGCGGCCUACUGCUACACCCACGGUCAGGAUGAGCUCAGCUACGUGGUGGAUCUUGUCUGCUCUUCGGCGGCGCUUGGGGUCAUUUCGUUCUGGAAGCAAAAGAUCUCUAAACCCACGUUCAACACCGCCUGUUCGUUGGCCUCCAUUUCCAUCAUCUCCACCGUUAUCCGCGAGGGCAGUCUCCACGCGGGCGCCAUUCCCGUGGAGAAGCUCAAAUCCACCUUUGGUAUCGUCUGUCUCGGGACGUGCUUGUCUUGUGCUGUUUGUUUCCUUAUCUGGCCGACGUCAGCGGUGGACAAUCUCCGUGCGAGCUUGAACGAAAGCUGCAAUCUCAUGUCGAGCCUAUUGUCGAAUGUUUCGCACAAGUUUUUGGUCGGCGAAAACAUCAACCUGAAGGACGCCGUGAUGUUGUACUCGCGGAUGAAGCUGAACAUUGCAUCGCUAAACGCUUCGCUUGAAGAGGCCCAGUACGAAUUGUACGUCAGCGGCAGAGAAGGCGAGUACGGGGUGUUCAAGAAGUUGGUCAGCUCAACCACCGCGUUGGUACGGCUUCUCGACGGGUUGCGAGGCUCCGCCGAGAUGCAGUGGAUGUUGCUUCAGGCGUAUCGCAGCCAUCAGGAAAACCCUGAAAGCGAUAGCUCCACGCUCGACUCCUUCGUCGACGAGACGUUGUCGCGGUCGCAAUCGUUUUUCAAUGCCCAGGAUGUCAACGAUGUCCCCCAAGAGGACCCCAUCGAUCCGUAUAAGCUCUUUGACGUGUUUGUGUUUCACCUAGGGCCUUCUCUUAAGUCAUUUAUCUUCACGAUCAAGGCGAUUCUCAAACGCAUUCCGUUCGAACUGGGACCGGAUUCGCCCGUCACGGAGACCCUUAACUACCAGCACAGCUUGGCCAGUGCCAUCGACUUGUUCAACGAAAAACAGCAGCUCGCAAUCCAGCAACUCUACAAACAGCAGAUAUUCAGCUCCAUGGAACAGAAUAUCGACUUGGCCGUUGGUCAGGAGGAGGUGGCUGCCAGCUGCGGCAACUUCAGCUCGGUCUUGAAGGAGUUUGCCAACGAAUUGAAGCGGUUUUUAGAGUGUCUCGAGGAGUAUGGUGACUUGAAGGACCAGACCCAAACUCGCACGUUCAACUGGCUCAAAUUCUGGAACCGCUCACCCUUGGAGUCUCGCAAAGGCAUUGCUUACAACCAUCCAACGAACGAGCGCAACCUCAACUCGGCGUUGACCAAACUCACCCGCAUUUCCCGCCCGGUCGCCAGCAAAACUUGGAAUUACCGUCUCUGGGAUUCGCUCCGGCUGUUGAAACGCGUGGAUAUUCAGCUAGCGUUCAGGGUCGGUAUCGGGGCGUUCUGCAUCUCCAUCUUUGCGUUUCUCGAGCCCACCCGACAAAUCUUCACCCAGUGGCGCGGAGAGUGGGCGUUGGUUAUUUAUUCGAUCAUGAUGAACAAAUCCACUGGGGGAACGUCCAUGACCGUGAAAUGGAGGUUUUUGGGCACGUUUAUGGGGGCGUAUGGCGCCUGUCUUGUGUGGUACAUGUCUGGGGGGCAUCCUUACGCCUUGGCUCUCGUGGGCGCGGCGAUUGCGGUCCCUUCGUUCUAUAUUAUCAUCUACUGGAAGGCCAACAAUGCGUUUGGCCGGUUUAUCUUGCUCACCUACAACUUGACCGCGUUGUAUUCCUACUCCAUGACCAUGAAGGACGAUGAAGAUGGUAAUGAAGGGGGUGACAACCCCAUUGUCGGUGAGAUUGCGUUCCACCGAUUCGUGGCGGUGGCGCUUGGGGUAUGCUGGGCGUUGAUCAUGGCGAACUUUGUCCUUCCCAACAGUGCCAGGAGUCGCUUGAAGCGCGGUUUGGCCAUCUUGUGGUUGCGGAUGGGUGUCAUUUGGAACAGUGACCCGCUUAGCUACUCCUACGAUCCCGAAACCAUGCUGACCUAUCUCGUGGGCAUCAGGGACCAGCAGGGCGUGCGCGGAAUCAUGAACGAAUUGGAGUCCUUGUUGAAACAGGCCCCGAUGGAGUACCGUUUGAAGGGGAACUUCCCCGAAGCGACAUAUUCUUCGUUGUUGAAAAGCACCACCAAGAUUCUAGACUCGUUUCAGAAUUUGUCCACCAUCAUUGAGCUCGACCGUGUGUUAACGCCGAAUGAGGAGUAUGUGGUGAGGUACACAGCGGGCGAACGUAAAGAGCUUCAGCAUCGCAUCUUUCUCAUCUUGUACAUGGUUGCCAGUGCGGUGAAGCUCGGGUUUCCUAUUCCGAGCAAGCCCGCCUCUAUCGAUCACGCGAAAGACCGCAUGUUGACCAAGUUGCACGAAGUGCGCCAUCGUCUGGACUUGGUGCUCCAAAACGAGGACUACGUGUUGCUUUAUUCUUACGUUUUGGUCACUUCCAACAUCGUGGAAGAGUUGGACAUCAUUUUGGAGUUGGUGUUGGAGUUGUACGGAUCAGUCAGCGAGAGCGCGUUGGAAUUGAUGUAGAGACCGUCCGCGUAUGCCAAUUGAACUAGCUCGAUCAGAAUUAUUUCCGCGGGCAGUUGAGGUUUAUUCAAGGCUCCUUGGAUGGUAUGCACUUGUCGAUCGCUUUGAGUGAAUUGGACCCUUGUGGGAGGGGUUUACUCAAGAGUAGGAGAUCCAGCACAGCAGUUGGAGCGUAUACUUUAUCAUAAUCGUGGCCGGAUCUGCAAAACUUUCAGGCUAAUAUCUUGACUCAAGUUUCAAUCACACCGAUUUUCCAGAUCGGGAUGAGCAUUAGUAUAUAGAAAGAGGGUUAAUAAUAU